UGUCAGGAUGUCGGUGAUAACGUCGCACGUGUUACGUUGCCGAGGUUUAAAUAAGUUGGCUAUUCCGCUUAGAUUAGCUGCGACCGGUGUUCUCGUUAGUCCUCGUCUGUCUCCCGUGUUUAAGUAUUACGUGAGAAAUAUGUCGUACGCGACCGUUGAAAAGGGUGCACUGAACAGCACUGAUUAUAAAAUUUAUUUCAGAGAUAAUACUGGCCCAAUUUCUCCUAUGCAUGACAUUCCACUUUAUGCUGAUGAAGCUAAUAAAACAGUGAACAUGGUUGUUGAGAUCCCAAGAUGGACAAAUGCAAAGAUGGAGAUUAACCUUAAGGAGACAUUGAAUCCUAUUAAGCAGGAUGUCAAAAAGGGCAAACUGAGAUAUGUUGCCAAUUGCUUCCCUCAUCAUGGCUAUAUAUGGAAUUAUGGUGCACUGCCACAGACAUGGGAAAAUCCAGAAGUGCUAGAUGAAGCUACUGGAUGCAAAGGAGACAAUGACCCCAUUGAUGUCCUUGAGAUAGGAUACAGAGUUGCAAAAAGGGGAGAAGUCUUGAAAGUGAAAGUGUUGGGUGCUGUUGCACUUAUUGAUGAAGGUGAAACUGAUUGGAAGAUCAUCUGUAUUGAUGUCAAUGAUCCUUUGGCAGAACAAAUGAAUGAUGUAUCUGAUAUUGAGAAGCAGUAUCCAGGUUUAAUGAAGGCUACCAUUGAGUGGUUCAAGAUUUACAAAAUUCCGGACGGUAAACCGGAGAAUCAGUUUGCGUUUAACGGGGAAGCAAAGUCAAGGGAUUUUGCCUUACAUAUAGUGGAGGAAGUACAUCAACACUGGCAGAAUCUUGUUAAAAGAGAAGCUCCCGCUGGUGGAAUUGCAUGCACUAAUACAACUGUAGUAGGCAGUCCCUUUAAAAUUACUUCAGAAGCUGCUGAAGAAAUAUUGGAAAAGGCUCCAAAUACACUGGAGCCUCAAGCAGUGGAUCCAAUUGUCGAUAAAUGGCACUAUGUGCAUCUUAAGUGAGAGUAAAGGGGGUAUUCUCACAUCAAUAGAUCUGUUGAUGUCUGCACACACAUGCUUGUUUUGAUGGCACAUAACGGAAUACCAUGUAUUACUCCCACAACUUACUUUACAAUAAGUUUUGAUACAUUUAAUAGUUAUAGAUAGUAUUUAAGUAUUAGAAUAUGUGCUUGCAGUACCGAAACAAGCAACAUCCAUGUAUCUUAUUUAUUUUAGUAUACUUGUAAUUAUUCAAUUGGAACGAAUGUACAAAGUUUUCUCAAUAUGAUUGAACAACCUAUUAAAACAUUCUUGUUACUGUACUGUACGUGCAUAAUUAUAAUGGGCACUAGGAACUGAAUAUACUCAUGUUAAAGGUUGUGAUACAACUUUCCAUAGGUAUCCAGGCA
Molecule: messenger RNA, 1392 nt
Organism: Habropoda laboriosa
Lineage: Eukaryota; Metazoa; Arthropoda; Insecta; Hymenoptera; Apidae
Gene: Nurf-38
Product: inorganic pyrophosphatase
Exons: 8
Coding region: 8-1006 (332 amino acids)
Biological process (GO): phosphate-containing compound metabolic process
Cellular component (GO): cytoplasm
Molecular function (GO): inorganic diphosphate phosphatase activity; magnesium ion binding
Source: RefSeq, a predicted model, not a curated record